AUGGAGUCCGCUCUCAUGGCAGCCGAGGCCGCGCUGCUGCGGCUGGGUGCAGCCGAGGGCCAAGGUGGCGCGCUGGCGGCGGACGCGGCAGCUGCCCUGGCCUUCCUGCAGCGCCGCGAGGCGCCACCGCCGCUGCCGGGGCCGGAGCCCCUGCUGUUGGCUGAUGAUCGGCGCUGCUUGGCGUGCGGCAAGGGGCGUGGCGGCGGGGUGACGCUCAGGCGCUGCAGCGGCUGCAGGGCGGAGGGCGUGUUCUACUGCUCUGUGGAGUGGUGA
This is a messenger RNA of Monoraphidium neglectum, 273 nucleotides long. RefSeq lists its product as hypothetical. The transcript has a single exon. NCBI's taxonomy places the organism in Eukaryota, Viridiplantae, Chlorophyta, Chlorophyceae, Sphaeropleales, Selenastraceae. The coding region runs from base 1 to 273 and encodes 90 amino acids. The record is from RefSeq and is a predicted model, not a curated record.